UUUUCAUCCACCAUUUUCGCACAAAUCAAGGGGAGGAAGAAGGAAGGGAAAAGAGAAGAGAAAAGGGGAGGAUAGGGAGGAAAACUUGAGAUUUACAAGGUAUUUCAAGAACUUUCACGGAGUUGAAAGGGGAGCCGGAGUUGUCGCCGGAGUUCGUUGAAGUUCGCCGGAGUUUCGCCGGAGCUCAAUAAGGAAGGCUAGAACUUCAUAAGCUUCAUUUAAGGUUAAGGCUAGAGUCCUACUACAUGCACCUUUGCCUAGGGUGAUUGAUCAAGAAUCAUGACGUGAAAUGGAGGGUGGACGCAGGAUUACUAGGAGGAACCCGACGGGUCGUGCACCGAGGGCCACUGGGCACGAUACAUGGGCUGAAUCACGGACCUCUAGGGGUAGAGGUCGGGGCCAAGGCCGAGGAGGAGGCCGAGGCAGGGGUCGUGGGUGUUCUACAACGCCGAUGGUAAGUAGCACGCGUGUCGGUUCUGUGCACCCAUCUUGGGCCACCGAAUCGGACGAUUUCACAUAUGCUCCAAGCACGGAGCAAGAGGAGACCCCGUACAACGGGGAGGACUUUGAUGAAGAAGAUGAGGAUGACGAUCCUCAUUAUGAUCGUAUGAGCGAGGUACUAGAAUGGUACCUCGAGAAUAAGGCAAAGAGAGAACAGCGGCGCCAACUAGACAGGCUAGGCUAGCCAUGGGGCAGGGAAUCCGAGGUGCUUCUAGUGCUCCAUCUAAAGCGUCCAGGGGAGACACGAUGGUACGUAUCUCCAAGUACCUCAAGGAGGCGAGGGCCUUGGGGUGGAAGUCAUUUGAUGGCAAGGGCGACAUAUCUGAGGCCGCCGACUGGAUUAAGAAGCUGAAUGAUGCUUCUAGGGACAUGCAAUUUGGACUCGACGUGAAGCUGAGGGUUGCCACCAGGCUACUAGAAGGGGUAGUGAUAUUCAUGUAAUUUCCAAUUGUAUGUUUGUAUUUUUAACUAGUUUUUAUUAUUUCUAGUUGAGGAAAUUACACACUUUUGGCGUAAUACUUUAUUUUCAUAUUUAUUUGUAAUUUGUUUAGAUUAGGACUUUUCUGAGCUAAACAGGUCAAAGAUCAUCCAAGG
This is a messenger RNA of Cuscuta europaea, 1095 nucleotides long. NCBI's taxonomy places the organism in Eukaryota, Viridiplantae, Streptophyta, Magnoliopsida, Solanales, Convolvulaceae. The record is from the annotation of a GenBank genome assembly.